Rubroshorea leprosula is the source of this 447-nucleotide messenger RNA. NCBI's taxonomy places the organism in Eukaryota, Viridiplantae, Streptophyta, Magnoliopsida, Malvales, Dipterocarpaceae. The record is from the annotation of a GenBank genome assembly.
CAUUCUCCAAUCUUCAUCAUCCAUCAGUUCUCCGUUCUUCUUCUCCAUUCUCUAGUACGGCAAAGAAGAAACCACAAGGAGUAGAUCAGCCAGCAGAUUAGUGUUCAUCAUCUCUCCACAUCAAGCAGCAGAUUGACAUCCGGUAACAGCAGAUCGAUGCCCAACAGGCAGCAACAGAUCUUUUCUAGAAAGAAUUUCCCUUCCUCUUCCACCGUGCCUUCGUUCACGGGGCUUCACCCAAUAGUCUUCACCCAUCGCCAUCGACCUUCACUGGCCAUCCAAGGGAAAUCCUCAUCUUUUCUAGUUGGGUAAUGCCCCUGGAAUCUCAAUUUGUUGCAGAAUUUUCAAUUUAUUGUAGAUUUUCUAGUUGGGUAAUGCUCCUGGAAUUUCAAUUUGUUGCAGAAUUUUCAAUUUGUUGUAGAUUUUCAACAAAUUCGUUGCAAAUUU